AUGUCUGAAAACGUGCACCCGGCAUUUACUGGCCGCGAGCGCCCUCUGCUGUCGCAUGGCAUCGCUUUUCCGGCCGCCGCUGCCCGCCAUGUCGCCGGCACCUUCGGCGCCUCGCGAGUAUAUGUGAUCUGUUCCGGAUCGCUGGCCCGUAACACCGAUGCUCUAAAGAGGCUGACUGCUGCGCUGGGUCCAGAGAAGGUGGUUGGUCAGCGCAUCGGCAUGCAAUCUCACACGCUGUGGUCGGAGGUGCUGGAAAUCGUGGCCGACGCACGUAAAGUACAGGCAGACUUACUCUUGACGCUGGGAGCAGGCAGCUUAACGGACGCGGCGAAAAUAAUCGCAUUGGCACUGGCCAACAACGUCAGUACGCCCACCGAGCUCGAGACGCUCGCCCAGGGUCCUAACAAACGCGCUGAUAUCAGUGCGCCCAUUGUGCCCAUAAUUUCCGUGCCGACCUCGCUGUCUGCGGGAGAGUAUUCCAAUUUUGCUGGUGGUACCGAAGACCGCUCGCGCCGCAAGUACAGCUUCCAGGCGCCGAUACGUGGGCCCCAGCUCGUCAUCCUCGACCCGGAGUUGGUGGAAUCCACGCCGGACUCCAUCUGGCUCAGCACCGGCGUGCGUGCUGUUGAUCAUUGUGUCGAGACGCUGUGCGCUAUCGUGGGCACGACACCUGUAUCCGAUGAGCUGGCGCAGAACGCCCUGGGUCGUCUAGUGCCUGGUCUGCUGCGGUGCAAGAAGAACCGCAAGGACCGCGAUGCCCAUUUACAGUGCCAACUGGGCUCGGUCGAUGCAAUGGCAGCUUGUACGAGCGGAUCGGUCGAGCUAGGAGCGAGCCACGGGAUAGGCCAUCAGCUUGGUCCGCUGGGUGUCGGCCAUGGGGAAACCAGCUGCAUUCUUCUACCAGCCGUAUGCAAGUACAACGCCGCGCACAACGCCAACCGCGAGCGCCAGGCUCGGGUCCGCGAGUUCCUAAUUCAGGACCCCGUCGUAUCUGAAGUUCUACACCAACGCUCGGUCGACGUCUCCUCCGCCGAUUUGGGCGACAUCCUGGACGCUAUCAUCCGCCAGCUCGGUAUGCCCAGAUCCCUAGCCGACGUGCGCGUAGGCCGCGACCAACUCGACGGGCUGGCGGCGAACAGUCUGCAUGAUCGGUGGUGCCAAUGCAACCCGGUACCCCUGAAGGAGAAGGCACAGGUGCUGGAGAUCUUGGAGAUGGUUGUAGAGUAA
Molecule: messenger RNA, 1227 nt
Organism: Penicillium lagena
Lineage: Eukaryota; Fungi; Ascomycota; Eurotiomycetes; Eurotiales; Aspergillaceae
Product: iron-containing alcohol dehydrogenase
Exons: 3
Coding region: 1-1227 (408 amino acids)
Cellular component (GO): mitochondrion
Molecular function (GO): alcohol dehydrogenase (NAD+) activity; metal ion binding
Source: RefSeq, a predicted model, not a curated record